Ziziphus jujuba (common jujube) is the source of this 2289-nucleotide messenger RNA. Its product is annotated as homogentisate phytyltransferase 1, chloroplastic. The record is from RefSeq and is a predicted model, not a curated record. Gene Ontology annotation, cellular component: membrane. Lineage: Eukaryota; Viridiplantae; Streptophyta; Magnoliopsida; Rosales; Rhamnaceae. Gene Ontology annotation, molecular function: prenyltransferase activity. The coding region runs from base 791 to 1879 and encodes 362 amino acids. The transcript is spliced from 14 exons.
AUCUGAUUCUUUGAAUAUCUUGGCCUCAGAAAAAUGAAAAAAACAUAAAAUAAACGUCGUUUGACUAAAAUACCCAGACCUGAAAGACAACGUGCGGUUCUUUGGAGAGGAACGAGGCAGAGAGGUAGUGCGCCGAGGCCUGUUGUUUAUUGUUCAAGUGUCAUCGCCCAUUGCCCAUCGCACACCUUCUUCUUCUUCUUCUUCUUCUUCUUUGUUUUUGGUAGCUUUUUGUCAAAAACUAUUUUUGACAACCUCAGUAUUCUUAUUCCACUCUCAAGUGCUCUUUUCUUUGAAAGUUUUCUGCAGAACAAUAUACCAGUGCUAUUUUCUGCAAAAUUUAAGAAACUCCCCCUUUGAUUUAUUGUUCAUGCUGCAUGUGCUGAUAACAAAGCAAGCACAUUUCAGCUCAAUCAAUCUUCUUUCUUUUACCUAUCAAAGCCUUUUUGAUUUAUAGUAAAAAAGUUGAGGAGAAGUGGGAUUUUUUAUUUUAUUUCUUUUUCUCUGUGUUGGGUAAAUGAAUUGAAGUACGAUUCGAUUGCUUUGGUUGAAGCUAACUUCGAAUGGAUUCUUUGCUUCUUGGGUCUUUUCAUAAACCUUCUUUACUUACUCAAGGCGAGAAUGGUUGGAGGAAGGAAAAUAUCAACAGGGGUUGCUUUUUUGUUAUGUCCUUAUCUCUUCUACACAAAGACCCAAGUCACUUGACUAACACCAAAAGUUAAGAGGAUUCUUCAGGCCUGCAACAUGAUGAUUUGCACUUCAAGGCGAUGUAUCAAGGUGCAGAACCAGGAAAAUGGUUGAAAAAUACUGCAUUGAAAGGUCUCAACAGCAUCUUUUGAAGCAUCAUGUGAAAGGCAUCGGGAAAAGAUCUACAUUCUACCAGUGGCAAGAUAAAACGUGCCUGGUUAAUGCAGCCACUGGACACCCUUUUGAAUCUGACCCUGGCGCCUAUAAUAAAAAAAGUAUUUGGUACUCAGUCAAGAAUGGCUUGGAUGCUUUCUAUAGGUUUUCAAGGCCACACACUGUCAUAGGCACAGCAUUGAGCAUAGUCUCAGUUUCCCUCCUCGCAGUUGAAAAGCUGUCAGAUUUUUCUCCAUUAUUUUUCACUGGGGUUCUUGAGGCUGUAGCUGCUGCCCUCUUUAUGAAUAUUUACAUUGUUGGUUUAAAUCAGUUGUAUGACAUUGAUAUAGACAAGGUUAACAAGCCAUAUCUUCCAUUGGCAUCAGGGGAAUAUUCAGUUCGAACUGGCAUCAUGAUCGUUUCUUCCUUCUCUAUUAUGAGUUUUUUCCUUGGAUGGAUUGUUGGUUCAUGGCCAUUAUUUUGGGCUCUCUUCAUCAGUUUUAUGCUAGGAACUGCUUAUUCAAUCAAACUGCCUAUGCUGAGAUGGAAGAGAUUUGCAUUAGUUGCGGCAAUGUGCAUCCUAGCUGUACGGGCAGUGAUUGUGCAACUAGCUUUUUUUCUGCAUAUGCAGAUGCAUGUGUACAAAAGACCAGCUGCCUUCUCGAGGCCUCUAAUUUUUGCAACUGCAUUUAUGAGCUUCUUCUCAGUUGUUAUAGCAUUGUUUAAGGAUAUACCUGAUAUUGAUGGAGACAAGAUAUACGGGAUCCAAUCUUUUACAGUACGCUUGGGUCAAAAGCGGGUAUUUUGGAUCUGUAUUUCACUACUUGAAAUGGCUUAUGGUGUUGCCAUUAUGGUGGGAGCAUCGUCUGGCUACUUCUGGAGUAAAAUCAUUACUGUUUUGGGACACAUAAUUUUGGCUUCGAUUCUCUGGAAUCAGGCAAAAUCUGUUGAUCUGAACAGCAAAGCUGCAAUAACAUCCUAUUACAUGUUUAUAUGGAAGCUCUUUUACGCUGAGUAUCUACUUAUACCACUUGUUAGGUGAAAAUGGGGGGAUGCAGGACUACAGGAGAAGAGGUUUAGCCUUUUUGAUUGUUUCUUUGGGAAGGAGAUAUGUUUUAGGUUGCUGACUUGCUAGAAAUGAUGUAUGACUUAAAAUAAUUGCCAGGGAGGAAAGCCAACUGCUGCCUUUGGGCUCAGUUUAUUUGAAAAAUAUUGUUAAAAAAUAUAUUUGUUUGAGGAACUCAUUAAAUAGCCUGAAGACCGCCCGUUAUACUGUGAUUUGUAGCCUGUUUUACCAUUAUCUGUCUGCUUUGUAGUAGGAAAACCAGCAACAUCUUUGUAUUGACCAAAUGUUUUAUCUGUGCACUUGUAUUCCUUGUAUGUUAUGGCUCCUUCUAUUGAGCUAAUUUCUCGAAUAAUUUUAGAUAAACAGAGAACUUUGACUUUAUUUUA